CGCUCAUAUUUUUUACGCAGUAGCUAUUUGAACGAAUUGACGGGGAAUUGAAGCGAAAUUUCAAAGUCAUCCACGAAAACCCUAAACAAGGGGUUUAUUGAGUCUUUUGUAUGUGAUAACUUUGUAUAUAUUCUAUCUUAGCCUUUAUACGAGCUACUCAGAAUUGAGUCUGGUAGCUGAGAGCGGCUCAUUGGGAGCCGGAACAACAGGGGGCAGUAGUAUGACGGCGUGUACUCUGAGGUCACCUGCAGCAGAUCGGAGAACAAAUAACGUUUUUCACACAAGGAACCGGUUUUCUAUUGGUAACUUUAGUAUCUCGCAAGUCAAUUCCACUGGACAACUGACCGGCUUUAACCAGUAAUCGCCUAUUCUGUAACAUACAGUUGCUAAAUAUUUCAGCUAAACUUAUGGAAAAAGAAUUACCAGAUAAUCAACGACAUAACUUUUCAGCAGACAUUACGUACAGGAUUAAGACCAUCAUGGCUUCGAAAACGAAAGGUGGGAAACUUAAUUCCAAAAACAAGGACGAUGCACCUUUUGAACUGGAAAGCCAGUUCGUUCUGCGGCUACCUCAGGAGUAUGCCUCAACUGUGAGACGAAUUGCCCAAUCUGGAAGCAUGAAUCUUAAGGACAGGCUCACCAUAGAGUUGCAUGCUGAUGGCCGCCACGGAAUUGUUAGAGUGGACCGUGUCCCUUUAGCUUGUAAAUUAGUUGAUUUGCCCUGCAUCCUGGAGUCCUUAAAAACAGUUGACAAGAAGACUUUUUAUAAGACUGCUGACGUCUGUCAGAUGUUGGUUUGCACUCUGGAUGGAGACCUUUACCCUCCUCUAGAGGAGCCCACUGGGACUGUAGACUGCAAGACCAAGAAAAGGGAUAAAGACAAAGACAAGAAGUUCAUCUGGAAUCAUGGCAUUACCUGCCCUCUGAAGAACACAAGAAAAAGGCGAUUUAGAAAAACAGCAAAGAAGAAGUAUAUUGAGUCUCCAGAUGUGGAAAAAGAGGUGAAGAGGCUCCUAAGCACGGAUGCUGAAGCUGUCAGUGUUCGAUGGGAGGUCAUUGCUGAGGAUGAGACAAAAGAAGCCGAUAAUAAUUUAUCGUUGUCCAAUUUGGACUCCUCACCUGGAACCGCUGGGCACAAGGGCCAUGAAUCUUCAGCACCACGAGAUGAGCUGCGGGAGAUAUUUAAUGACAUCAGCAGUAGCAGUGAAGAUGAGGAUGAUGAUGGUGACAGGCAUGAAGAUGAAGACCUCAAUAUCAUGGAUACAGAGGAUGACAUGGUGGGUCAUCUAAACGAGAAGAUAAAUGAGUCUGAUGUGGGAAGAGAUGAGAACAACAGGAACAACCAAAUAGUGAUGGAAUACCAGAUGCAGAUCAACAACCUCAAAGCCAAACUGCAGGAGACACGAGCACGCAAAAAGCAGCAAGAAGAUUUGAUUAUGAAAGUUGAGAAUCAGGCCCUAAAGACCCGCUUUCAGGCUCUACUGAAUGACUUUAUCCGUGAAGAAGAGCGUCAAAUGGAAAAGCUGGCUUCCCUGCAAGAGCAGAUGGACUCACUGAAAAACGACCAAUAGAGGGCAGUGCAAUCUCAACUCUCUGCUGAAUGAAGAGUGCUGGAAACAAUAGUUAUGAUAAUGAAUUUAUUUGGUCUAACGUUAUUAAAUAUUAACCUAUACCUA
Molecule: messenger RNA, 1676 nt
Organism: Tachysurus vachellii
Lineage: Eukaryota; Metazoa; Chordata; Actinopteri; Siluriformes; Bagridae
Gene: taf7
Product: TAF7 RNA polymerase II, TATA box binding protein (TBP)-associated factor
Exons: 13
Coding region: 408-1571 (387 amino acids)
Biological process (GO): transcription initiation at RNA polymerase II promoter; RNA polymerase II preinitiation complex assembly
Cellular component (GO): transcription factor TFIID complex
Molecular function (GO): RNA polymerase II general transcription initiation factor activity
Source: RefSeq, a predicted model, not a curated record